GGGCAGCAGACACUAUUCCAUAGAGUGAAUUCCAUUAUGGUUCGUUACGUGCCUCGCCUGCCUGAUGGCCAGAAGGUAAAUUUGGCCUGGCCGCUGGCUGUAUUUCGAUUGAACCACAUAUUCUGGCCCCUGGAUCCGAGCACUGGAAAAUGGGGCCGCUAUUUGGAUAAUGUAUUAGCCGUCUUCGGAUGCCUUAUAUUUCUUCAGCACAACGAUGCGGAAUUAAGGUAUCUACGGUUCGAGGCCUCCAACCGGAAUUUGGACGCUUUUCUCACCGGAAUGCCCACGUAUUUGAUCCUGGUGGAGGCGCAAUUCAGAAGCCUGCACAUUCUCCUCCAUUUUGAGUCUCUACGAGUAUUUCUACAGCGCUUUUACGCCGAUAUUUACAUUGAUCCACGAAAGGAGCCGGAGAUGUUUUUCUCUGUAGAUCGCCAAAUGUUGAUUAAUCGCUUGGUUUCCGCCAUGUAUGGAGCCGUGAUAACUGGCUACCUAAUUUCUCCAGUUUUUUCUAUUAUUAACCAGAGCAAGGACUUCCUGUACUCCAUGGUAUUUCCCUUUGACACCGAGCCCUUGCCUGUAUUUGUUCCUCUUCUCCUAAGCAAUGUCUGGGUGGGCAUCAUUAUCGAUUCCAUGAUGUUCGGCGAGACCAGCUUGCUCUGCGAGUUGAUUGUUCAUCUCAACGGCAGCUACCUUUUGUUGAAAAGGGACUUGGAGUCUGAGGUUCAAAGGAUUCUGUCCAAAAGACAGCGUCCCCACAUGGCCAGACAGCUUAAGGAUCAAAUUGUUCAAACAUUGCGUAAGAAUGUGGCACUGAAUCAAUUUGGUGAAAAACUGGAGCAACAGUACACCGUGCGGGUCUUUAUUAUGUUUGCAUUUGCGGCAGGACUUUUGUGUGCCUUAUCCUUUAAGGCCUAUACGAAUCCCAUGGCCAACUAUAUUUAUGCGAUAUGGUUUGGAGCCAAAACGGGGGAAUUGCUAUCGCUGGGACAAAUUGGCUCGAACCUGGCACAUACGACAGAUUCCCUAAGCUCAAUGUAUUAUCUGACCCAUUGGGAGCAAGUCCUCGAGCAUUCCACCGAUCCCCAGGAGAACCUGAGACUCCUGAAACUAAUCAACCUGGCCAUCGCAAUGAACAGCAAACCCUACUAUGUAACUGGAUUGAAAUAUUUUCGUGUCAGUCUGCAGGCUGGCUUAAAGAUUUUGCAGGCAUCCUUCUCGUAUUUUACGUUUCUUACCUCGAUGCAGCGUCGUCAAAUGAACAAUUAAAUUAUUCCGAUUUUUAAUGGCGCAUCAUUCACCAUCCGCAUUGAUGCUGGAUCCCGAAGACCCGUCCCAAAAGCCUAGUCCACUGAUACAAAU
Messenger RNA from Drosophila ananassae, 1359 nucleotides. It is a transcript of the gene Or35a, whose product is annotated as odorant receptor 35a. The transcript has 4 exons. The record is from RefSeq and is a predicted model, not a curated record. Lineage: Eukaryota; Metazoa; Arthropoda; Insecta; Diptera; Drosophilidae. Gene Ontology annotation, cellular component: plasma membrane. Gene Ontology annotation, biological process: detection of chemical stimulus involved in sensory perception of smell; sensory perception of smell. The coding region runs from base 37 to 1266 and encodes 409 amino acids. Gene Ontology annotation, molecular function: odorant binding; olfactory receptor activity.